UUGCUUCGUACGUUCAAGAGGUGGUUGAUUGGAGACAUUCCCAAUGCUCGACCUAGGAAUGUGCACACCGGUGUUGGCGAUGUGAAGUUCUUCACAGUUUUGUUUCUUAGGUCAGAGUGGCUUCACGAUGAUGUAAGUAUUUAAUCAUUAAUUAGUAUUUUUGAUUUUUUUUGCAACAUUUUAUUGUAUUGUCGAUGUGUUAGCGACAAUGUCGCGACAUUUUUGCGACAUUGUUGCUGACACAGAAGUUUUUUUCUUUCUGUUUUAUUUGUCGACAUGUCGCGACAUUGUCACGACAUUCUCGCGACAUGGUCGCGUUUUUUUCACGUUCUGUUUAACGACAUGUCGCGACAUUGUCACGACAUUGUCGCGACAUCAGACAAAUUUAUUUAACGACAAUCUUCGCGACGUUUCGCGACUUUAUUUACGACAUUACUUAAUCUUCUCUUUUUUUAUGCAGCACAUAGAUGCCAUAUCACACUUGAUGAGGAGGAGACGCCAUCAUUUUCCAGAGUUGUACCCUCAGCCAGGUGUGAUUCUGGACACAACACUUCCACAAUUCCUCAUAGGCAUUUGGAGCUGCCAGACUGGUGACAGAAGUACGUUCGAAUGGCCAGAUGCGGUGAACUAGUACUAUCUGGGUAUGGAGAGCCGUUACAUGCCAUGUUGGAAGGAUUUGAACUUCAUAUACUUCGUCCUGUACUUCGAUCAUCAAAAACAUUGGGUUGCUGUUGACGUAGAUAUUGAUAUGUGGCAGAUUCGGGUGUACGAUAAUGAUUUAUCAUGCACCACAGAAGCACAGUUUGAUGCCAUCAUGCUACCUUGGACUGAGUUGUUUCCACAUCUGCUGAGGUCUACUGGCUAUUAUGAUCAAGUCAACAACAACAUUCUGAAUGUGGACUUAGGGGACAGUAGCCAACUCAAAUCAAUGCAUGCUAGACGCAUGCCAAGUGAGGUGGUUCCCCAAAGUAAAACAAGUGGUGAUUGCGGGGUGUAUGCACUUGAGUACAUCGAACACCUCAUGCUGAAUCGGUCCUUGGACAACAUUACAGACGAUAGCAUGAGAAUGUUCAGAGAUCGGUGGUGUGUAGACUUGUUUUAUCAGAACUUAACUUGGUAAAAUAUAAUUUAAAAGGGUUGUAAAUUUUUUGUAUUAUAGACGAUAGUUGUUUUUAGUACUGUACAGUUUUUAUAUA
This is a messenger RNA of Cannabis sativa, 1196 nucleotides long. RefSeq lists its product as uncharacterized. The record is from RefSeq and is a predicted model, not a curated record. Lineage: Eukaryota; Viridiplantae; Streptophyta; Magnoliopsida; Rosales; Cannabaceae. The transcript is spliced from 2 exons. Bases 644 to 1120 code for a protein of 158 amino acids. Gene Ontology annotation, biological process: proteolysis. Gene Ontology annotation, molecular function: cysteine-type peptidase activity.